Messenger RNA from Talaromyces rugulosus, 324 nucleotides. RefSeq lists its product as uncharacterized. The transcript is spliced from 3 exons. Gene Ontology annotation, biological process: mitochondrial translation. Gene Ontology annotation, cellular component: ribosome; mitochondrial small ribosomal subunit. The record is from RefSeq and is a predicted model, not a curated record. Bases 1 to 324 code for a protein of 107 amino acids. Gene Ontology annotation, molecular function: structural constituent of ribosome. Lineage: Eukaryota; Fungi; Ascomycota; Eurotiomycetes; Eurotiales; Trichocomaceae.
AUGGUUGUUAGAAUCCGGCUGUCGCGUUUUGGCCCGCGCCAUUCGCCCUUUUACAACAUUGUCGUGGCCCAGGCGAGAACUGCUCGCGACUCCAAACCGCUCGAAGUCAUCGGCACCUACAACCCAAUCCCGCAGAAGCCCACGAAUUUGUCGGAAGAAGAAGCCCUCGUCGCGAAGCCAUUCAAAGAAAUUUCGCUGGAUCGGACACGAGCCAAGUACUGGCUGGGAGUGGGCGCACAGCCAACCGAUGGCGUCUGGCGACUGUUGACACUGCUCGGACUGUUGGAAGCCAAGCCGAAAAAGUUUGCGGCGCAGAAGGAUUAA